This is a messenger RNA of Paramuricea clavata, 675 nucleotides long. Lineage: Eukaryota; Metazoa; Cnidaria; Anthozoa; Malacalcyonacea; Plexauridae. The record is from the annotation of a GenBank genome assembly.
AUGGCUGAAAAUACCGAUUUUAACGAAGAUAUAUCAAACGUAAACCUAACGGGUUAUUCGGACACAGAUGAUGAUGAUGAUGAUGAUACUGUUGCCCCAGAAAAUGUUGAAAAUACCGAUCAGACCGACGAUGUCGAUAACACUGCUGCUGUACAAGUAGAUGAAGGAAACACGGAUAUUCAAUCCUAUGAAGAUGACAAUAUUUCAGAUUUUCAUAUUGACAACAAUUUUGAAAAUUGUGAAUCGGAAGAAGCGGGGUUAGAUGACCAAGUAAUACAAGGUUUUUUUAAACAUCUACUACAAUUACAAGAACAAGUUGAAAAGAAGAAAAAAGAAAAUCGUCUCAUACCGUGUGUUUCUAAUUUUAUGAAAUUAGAUUUUGAUCAAAGAAGCCAACAAAUUUCUCCAACUAUCACGCGACAUCUGUUACACGUGUGUGAUUUAAUUGUCCGCGACAAACUUGAUAUUAAAAUAGAUCAUGGUGACCGCGGUGUUUUAGAACAUAUUACCAGUAAAGAUUGUCCAAAGAAAGAUAUAAAAUUUACACUUGUAGAAGAUAUGCGCAUUCAUGGUUAUAUUCGGAAAGCUGUCAGACAACUGGAGGUGAUCAAGAAAACUCAUACAAAAGAAAAUGGGCGAAGAAGUCAAACGGUUAGCGUUGAUCGACGCGAAUAA